GAGCAGAGUGACCAGCAGACUCUGCCGAAAGGACCUGCUCACAAUGAAGUUCCUUGUGCUGAUGGUGGUCUUGCAGGUGUCUGUCUCUGGGGCCAUUCCCGUGAAUGAAACAAAAUUUGCUGAGGAGUACUUGACGAGAUAUUACAGCUUUCAAGAGGACAGAAUUCUGAAGACAAAAUCCAAAACCAAUGGAAACACUCUAGAAGAAAAAAUCCAGGAAAUGCAGCAGUUCUUUGGGCUGGAAGCGACUGGGCAACUGGACAGCCCGACUCUGGUGAUAAUGCACACACCUCGAUGUGGCGUGCCUGAUGUACAGUAUCGUAUGGCAGUGCCAGGGAGGUCACGAUGGAUGAAGCGUCACCUCACCUACAGGAUCUAUAAUUACACACCUGACAUGAAGCGUGAGGAUGUGGACAACAUAUUUCAGAAAGCUUUUCAAGUCUGGAGUGAUGUGACCCCUCUGAGAUUCAGGAAGAUUUAUUCAGGCGAGGCUGACAUCAUGAUACGCUUUGCAUUCGGAGCUCAUGGAGACCCCAAUCCUUUUGAUGGCAGAGGUGGUACAAUAGCCCAUGCUUUUUACCCUGGACCUGGUAUCCAAGGAGAUGCACAUUUUGAUGAGGCAGAAAUCUGGAGUAAAAGUUCUCAAGACACAAACCUGUUCCUUGUCGCUGUUCAUGAGCUUGGCCAUUCCUUGGGGCUGCAGCAUUCCAACAAUCCAGAAGCAAUAAUGUACCCCAGCUAUGGUUUCCUUGACCCCAACACAUUCCGCCUCUCUGCUGAUGACAUACGUAGCAUUCAGUCCCUCUAUGGACCCCCAGUGAAAAAACCAUCCUUGGCAAAUCCUAGCAGUCCACCAUCAACUGUCUGUCAGCAAAGCUUGAGGUUUGAUGCUGUCACAACAAUGGGAGAUAAAAUCCUUUUCUUUAAAGAUCGGUUCCUCUGGUGGAAACUUCCUUGGAGUCAAGCCACCAACGUCACUACAAUCUCUUCCAUGUGGCCAACCAUCCCAUCUGGUAUUCAAGCUGCUUGUGAGACUGAAGGCAGAAAUCAACUCUUUCUUUUUAAAGAUGACAAGUACUGGUUAAUAAACAACUUAGUACCAGAGCCACACUACCCCAGGAGCAUAUACUCUCUGGGCUUCCCCAAGUCUGUGAAGAAGGUCGAUGCAGCUGUCUUUGAUCCGUUUCUCCGAAAGGUCUACUUCUUUGUGGAUAAACAAUGCUGGAGGUAUGAUGUGAGGCGACAGUCCAUGGACCCUACUUACCCCAAACCUAUUUCUGCACACUUCCCAGGAAUUGGGCCUAAAAUUGAUGCGGUGUUCUAUUUCACAAGACGCUAUUACAUCUUCCAAGGAGCCAAUCAACUGGAAUACAACCCCCUACUGCGUCGGGUCACCAAAAAGCUGGAAAGUACAAGCUGGUUUGAUUGUUAGGAAUGAUGCAGUUAAGAGUGUUGGCCAGUUCUUCAGUUUAAUAAGUACUUAGCACAUGUUCACCGUGUGCUCAAGGUGUAACUGCAUGGCGGAUGUAACAUGAAAUAAGGUGAGGUGUACAGGCCACAGCUAAAUAUUUACACAGAAAAAUGCUUUCUACAAAGUUUAACCUCUUUUGGUACAUUUUUCACUUGAUUCAAUUCUUAAUUUUGAAAUUAGCUAUCUCCAAAGGCAGCCAGGUUUGUCUGUAGGUGUUUUCUAACAACCACAAGUGGGAAAUUAGAAUUACUUCCUUGUCUUUACUGAAAUUUAAUAUGUAUUAUUUUGUCAAAUAAAUUUAAAG
Molecule: messenger RNA, 1775 nt
Organism: Peromyscus maniculatus bairdii (prairie deer mouse)
Lineage: Eukaryota; Metazoa; Chordata; Mammalia; Rodentia; Cricetidae
Gene: Mmp12
Product: matrix metallopeptidase 12
Biological process (GO): collagen catabolic process; proteolysis; extracellular matrix organization
Cellular component (GO): extracellular matrix
Molecular function (GO): zinc ion binding; metalloendopeptidase activity
Source: RefSeq, a predicted model, not a curated record